UCGCUCCAUAUAAGCAAAGCAAGCCUUCGACACACUGUACUGUUCCCUUCCAACCACAACCAUGCAAGCCACGAAAUCGUUCGAGCGAGCUUUCCUCAGGCAACUGCUUCGUGUCUUCCGACUAUCUGCUGUUUCGUACAAAAGCAUGAGCUUACAAGAGAGGAAGAGCGCCAUCAAGCUGUCGGCGGAUGUGGCCAUGGCCUCUGCGAGAGGCAGCAGAAAAUGGACUCGUGGCCUCAUCGCGAAGCUCUCCGAGGAAGACGAGCACAGGUCCUUCCUCCGGCUCAUCCUGGGAACGGAGUACGAGAGACUGACCAAGCCAUGCCACGGCUCAUGGAAGAUCCCAAGAAGCAAGAAGAUCGUGAGGAGGAGCCUCCGAGUGUGCUCAAGGAGGAAGAACAACCUACGCGCACCGCACGGUGUCAAGAGCAGUGUCCUCGCCAGGACUCUGGUGGAGAAGAGAACACAUGCGCUCAAAAGGCUUGUUCCCGGGGGUGAGUCCUUGGAUGGGUACUCUUUGUUAGAUGAAGCCUUGGACUAUGUCAUCUCUCUUCGAGCUCAGGCGGAUCUAAUGCAGAAGCUUCUGACGACUUUCGAGGCAUCAAAGCUCAGUGCUCUCAGCAAAUGCACAUUGCCCGAAAGAAAAGCUUCGUUCGUUGGCAAAUGAGGGAUGUGAGGUGGGAGGCUGGUAUUCACCAGCAAAAGUUGACAGAAAAGGCUCAGCUAAGGCCAAAGCUCACACUGUAAAAUGGGAAGAACGUGGUCUCUGAAGAAAGUAACAUGGGAAGAAUGUGAUGCCUGCAACGAGUGGUUUGUGAUAUCUUUGAGAUUGAAGGUCCCAAUGUGAAGGACCGGAACUGCGCAUGUUAAACCUCAUCAUAUGGUUGUAUAUUUCUGCUACUUUGGUUUGCGAGAGUGGAGAGGGAUUAAGAAGUGGAACUUUCUUUCCUUUUGCAAUCGAUGUUACUAGCUCUUGUAGUUACCAUCACAUACAAAUAUGUCUGGGAAAGCAAGAAGCAGCAGCAGCUCCUCUUCAAAGCACUCAAAAUCCGUGUGCUGUUUGAGCAAAUUCACUCAAAAGUCUAUUAUGAAUUAUUAGUUCCCUUUA
Messenger RNA from Musa acuminata AAA Group (dessert banana), 1108 nucleotides. Its product is annotated as transcription factor IBH1-like 1. NCBI's taxonomy places the organism in Eukaryota, Viridiplantae, Streptophyta, Magnoliopsida, Zingiberales, Musaceae. The transcript is spliced from 2 exons. The coding region runs from base 62 to 667 and encodes 201 amino acids. The record is from RefSeq and is a predicted model, not a curated record. Gene Ontology annotation, biological process: regulation of DNA-templated transcription.